CCAUAUAGAUUAGACUUUGGUCAUAUUGUGAAGAAUUUACUGUGUUGUAUAAUUUUUACUGGAGUACGAUUUUGAAGAUGUUUCUUCCUCAGUUAUUAAAUACAACAUUGGUUAACACAAUGAUUAAGCGGCUGUUCUCUCAAAGUCAACCAUUGCGGCAGGGAGUAAAUAACCACAGCCCUAACAAUAUGGAAAAACGUUUUUUGGUUUGGAGUGGCAAAUAUAAAAAUAUCGAAGAAGUUCCAAAUUUUGUAAGUCCCGAAGUUAUGGAACGUUGCCGCAAUAAAGUACGUAUACGUUUAGCCAAUAUAAUGAUGCUUCUGACAGUAAUCGGUUGCGGCGUUAUGGUGUAUAGUGGAAAAGAGGCAGCGAAACGUGGUGAAACGGUCACUAAACAAAACCUCGAUUGGCAUAAAAACCUAUGUGAUGGAAUGGAGUUUUGAGACUGGGCCGCAUUUCGUCUCGGCUAUUAGUGCAGAAGCGUCUAAUGUGUAACAUGUACAUUUUCGUCUUUUUAAUGUUUCGGUUGGUCAAGUGUGUGUAACUGGAACGAUUAAGGCGCGGUUGAGUGGUAUAAGUGAAUGGUCACCAUCGCAAAGCAGUUCAGCCCAAGGGUGACUUGUUAUAGUCUGCUGGCAUUUAAAGAUAUCUUUACAUUUUUUUUAUUUUUUAUUUUUUAUAUUAUACUACACAUAUGUAUAUAAGUAACCGUAUGUAAGAUAACCAAAAAAUUUCCCACAAUUACGUGAAGCACAUACCAAAACAAAAAGAUGUCUUCACUUAUUACACUUGCACAUGCUGUUGUUGGAUAAUGACGACUCGUUAUAAAUGUCUGGUUUAUUUUAUUUGAUGAACUGCCAAAUAAACCGCCUGUAAACGGGACCCCCUAACUAACUGCUACACUUAAUAAAUUUCAAUUUUUUGUUCGCAUUUAUCCGCCUAAUACGCUUGAAACGACGUAAUCAUGCAAAGAUUUAAAUAUUUCUAAUUCUCUUAAUUCCAUUAUCAUACACUACGUUGCUAUAAAAUCCAACGGAUUGACAUUUAUCAAUUAAUAAUAGUAUAUUUGUAUUUAAUAAUAAAAAUUAAUAAUUAAUUGCAUAUAACUAGUGACUCUUGAAUGUGACAUAUAAAAACUGCAGAGUAUUGAAAGUGUACAAAAUCGGAUAAAUACUGUCUUCUCGAGCUUGUUUAUGUUUAUGUAUGUGUUUUCGUUUCUUUUUUAAGAGAUGUUCAUAUUCACCUUCAUAUAACUCUAAUGUGAAAUUAGUCAGUAUUGAAAGCAACUUUGACCGACCUUUUCAGGAAAACAUAAAUGCCUUAAACAAAGUCUUUCAUAUUUUUGUAUAUCUUGUGACGAAUUGCUUUAACAAAAAAAAUGCAUCUUCUGCGUAAGCAUACAGCUUAUGCAAAUAAAUAUUCAAUAAAGAAUAAAUUUUUGUAUAAUGUUUACUUGUCGGCCAAUAAGUCUAAGUCCAUAUAUUUUUCGUAAUGAAAAGAAAGAAAACGUAUUUCAUUAAAACACUAUUGAGACAUAUGUUAACAAUCAAUCGACAUACGUGAGUACUUAGCGGAAAUCGCAAUUGGCAAACCUCGUUUGGGAUCGAUUCAAAGUUGAAUUUGUUCGAGAUUGGCCAGAGAGUAAAGGAGAACGUUGCAAUUUCCGAUUACAAUGCCCUCUAGCCAUCUUUUCGUGUGUUCGUUUUGAGCUCCGAUAGAGUAUACCUACUAGUUCCGUCAUUCCAUUUGACUAAAUUUUCAAAUUCAAAAUAAAUAUCAAAACUCCGACGCACAUCAUCAAUAAAAAUUGGUCUCAUUCGCUUAUAAGCACACUCGUAAUAGUUGACAAACUUUUCCAAUAUGAAAAUAGAAACGCAACUUAAAGCUUUCACCAGAGAUCUAUUCGAAUUUUUUUUAUAUGGCCGUGUUUUCCGAUCUUACUUAGGGAUUCGGGCGAAAAGGAGCCCCACCUCGCAGUCCAUUCAUCCAUUUCUUUUUUUUAGCCUAUCGUGAGAAUAUUAAGAAGA
Messenger RNA from Glossina fuscipes, 2027 nucleotides. RefSeq names its product UPF0389 protein CG9231. NCBI's taxonomy places the organism in Eukaryota, Metazoa, Arthropoda, Insecta, Diptera, Glossinidae. The transcript is spliced from 5 exons. The record is from RefSeq and is a predicted model, not a curated record. Bases 78 to 443 code for a protein of 121 amino acids.